Messenger RNA from Tetrapisispora phaffii CBS 4417, 1830 nucleotides. RefSeq names its product protein phosphatase 2A structural subunit TPD3 (gene TPD3). The transcript has a single exon. Gene Ontology annotation, molecular function: protein binding; protein phosphatase regulator activity. Gene Ontology annotation, biological process: protein dephosphorylation. NCBI's taxonomy places the organism in Eukaryota, Fungi, Ascomycota, Saccharomycetes, Saccharomycetales, Saccharomycetaceae. The record is from RefSeq and is a predicted model, not a curated record. Gene Ontology annotation, cellular component: cytoplasm; protein phosphatase type 2A complex. The coding region runs from base 1 to 1830 and encodes 609 amino acids.
AUGGGUUCUGAGAUUUCACCAGAAGAUGAUAUUUAUCCACUUGCACUCUUAAUGGAUGAAUUGAAACAUGUCGAUGUUAUCAAUAGAGUUGAAGCAAUGCAGAGGAUUGACACUGUAGCCGAAGCUUUAGGUCCCGAAAGAUGUAGAGAUGAAUUAAUUCCAUUUUUGUUAGAAGUUGCACAGGAUGAUGAAGAUGAAGUUUUUGCCAUCUUAGCUGACCAAUUAGGGAAAUUCACACAAUAUGUUGGAGGUCCUGAACAUUUGACUAUUCUUAUUCAACCUUUAGAGGUAUUAGCUUCUGCUGAAGAUACUGUUGUAAGAGAGAAGGCUGUUAUGUCAUUGAACAAUAUUGCUCAGGAGCUAUCCGAAGAGCAACUAUUUAAUGCUUUUAUUCCAUUGAUACAAAAUUUAAGUACUGCUGAUUGGUUUUCAGCCAAAGUAUCGGCAUGUGGUCUUUUUAAAUCCGUUUUAGUCAGAAUAAAGGACGAUUCUAUAAGAUCGAAUAUGCUGUCGAUGUAUUUGCAAUUAAUAGAAGAUGAAACACCAAUGGUUAGAAGGUCUGCAAGCAAAAAUUUACCAAGUAUAAUAGAUUUGUUUGCUCAAAAUCAAUCCUUGCCAACACCUGAAGAUUGGAAAUCCAUUUCUACAAUGUUUCAAAAGAUUAUGGAUGAUGACCAAGAUUCCGUUAAAUUUUUAGCAGUUGAUUGUUUAAUUUCGAUUUUAAAAUAUUUUAACAAAAAUAAGGAUUAUUCUAAUGCAAAUGAUCUAUUAGAAUCUACUAAAAAGUUAAUAACUGAUGAAUCUUGGAGAGUUCGUUACAUGAUUGCCGAUAAAUUUGAAGAAGUUGCUAGUCAAUUCUCAAAUGAUGAAGCAUAUAUAAAUUCUUUAGUUGAACCUUUUAUUGGUCUAUGCGAAGAUAAUGAGGCUGAUAUAAGGAAAGCAAUUGCUAAACAAUUACCUGGUUUCGUGAGUUUAUUAAACAAUCCAACAGUUGUAUUGGAAAAGAUAUUUCCAAUUAUUAGAAGCUUAAGCAUGGAUGAUAACGAAGCUACUAGAGCCUCUUUAGCAUUAACUAUUACAAAUAUUGCAGAUGUUUUGGACCGACAACAGACCACUGAUAAUUUAAUUCCAGUAUUGUUAGAUAUGCUAAAGGAUGAGUUCCCAGAGGUGCGUCUUAAUAUAAUUGGUAAUUUAAAAGCAGUAUAUGAUGUCGUAGGUGUUCAACUAUUAUCAGAAUCAUUACUACCUGCCAUUACAGAAUUAGCAAACGAUAUGAAUUGGAGGGUUAGACUUGCGAUAAUUAAAUACAUACCGAUUUUAGCAGAACAAUUAGGCGAAGAAUUUUUCGAUAAACAAUUACGUGAAUUAUGCCUCUCUUGGUUAUGGGAUACCGUAUAUUCGAUCAGAAAUGCUGCUAUUAAUAAUAUAAAACGUUUAACAGAAAUAUUUGGGGAUAAAUGGUGUCAAGAAGAAAUUAUUUCUAAAUUAUUAAAAUUUGAUACACAAUUAUUAGAAAACUUUGUAUAUAGAUUUACUUUGCUAUCUGCUUUAACUACACUAAUUCCUGUUGUGUCUCAAAAAAUUACUGCAGAGGAUAUUUUACCGUUUAUCAAUCAUUUAGCAAAUGAUUCAGUACCAAAUAUUAGAUUUAAUAUUGCAAAGUCAUAUGCUGCAGUAGCGGAAUCAUUUAGCAAAGAUCUAAACACUUACCAAGAUACUAUUAAGAACACAAUAAUUCCUGCACUAAAGAACUUAAAUGAAGAUGAGGAUAUUGAUGUGAAGUAUUUUGCGUCGCAAAGUUUAGAGAAAUCUCAAAGCAUAUUACAAUAA